Messenger RNA from Humulus lupulus (European hop), 774 nucleotides. RefSeq lists its product as uncharacterized. NCBI's taxonomy places the organism in Eukaryota, Viridiplantae, Streptophyta, Magnoliopsida, Rosales, Cannabaceae. The transcript has a single exon. The record is from RefSeq and is a predicted model, not a curated record. Bases 1 to 774 code for a protein of 257 amino acids.
AUGAUGCGAGAGGUGAUGCAAAAGUUCUCAGACGGAAGAUCUGCCUACGCUACUGAUUACAUGGAUUUGGUUUCAAGGACCACCGAGAGAUCGACUUUCGCAAAGUGGAUACAGAAGGAGCCCAAACCGCGGGACUUCGCAAUUCCCCCACUGCCCGCAUUCAACAGAAAAGGAGAUCCGCUCAAUCAACUAUUCCAAUUCCAGCAAAAGAUGGACUUGGAAGCCAACAAUGAAGCCAUACAAUGCAAAGUUUUCUCCACAACUUUUUUUGGACCAGCCUUGCUAUGGUUCAGGCAGUUGAAACCUGGCUCUGUCAAUGGCUUCGGUGAUCUUCGCAGAGCCUUUCUCCAACAGUAUAAUGCUAACCGCGAAGCACCAAGAAUGAUGGUAGAUCUCUACCAAAUUGAGCAAGGUGAAAAUAAACACCCAAAGUCGAACCUGCAACGUUUCAUCGACCUCGUACAUCAGAUCCACGAUGUAGAGCCAGCAACCGCAGCUAAUCACUUCGUCAAAAGGCUACAAGUGGGGUCCCUCUUGCACGAAAACCUCACCAUGACACUACCGUAUGACAUGGCCGAAAUCUUGAACCGCGCUGAGGGCGUCUUCAGGGUCCUGGAAUUUCGAGAACGUGCGCAGAAGAAGUCCGCCCUUAUUUCAAUGCCACCAGCAAAUAACCCUCCUCCUCCAUCUACAAGGGACGAAAAAAGAAAAAGACAAGAGACAGAUCACACGAAAGGAGGAAAAAUACCAAAGGCAAAUCGAGAUCCACCGUGA